Messenger RNA from Leptonychotes weddellii (Weddell seal), 651 nucleotides. NCBI's taxonomy places the organism in Eukaryota, Metazoa, Chordata, Mammalia, Carnivora, Phocidae. The record is from RefSeq and is a predicted model, not a curated record.
CGCUGCACUUGGGUGAACCCUUUGCAGAAGAUGGAAGAGGAAGAGGAGCUGGGGGAGGAGGAAGAGAAAGCAGAUGAGGGGAUAGAGGAGGUGGAGCAGGAGGUCGGGCCCCCGCUGCUGACCCCGCUCUCAGAAGAUGCAGAAAUCAUGCACAUGUCACCGUGGACAGCCCGCCUGUCCUGCAGCCUCUGCCCGCAGUACUCCGUGGCCGUCGUGCGUUCCAAUCUUUGGCCAGGGGCCUAUGCCUACGCCAGUGGCAAGAAGUUUGAGAACAUCUACAUUGGCUGGGGCCACAAGUACAGUCCUGAGAACUUCAACCCACCCCUGCCAGCCCCCAUUCAGCACGAGUACCCCAGCAGCCCAGACGUCUUGGAAAUGACUGACCCCACGGUGGAGGAGGAGCAGGCCCUCAAGGCAGCCCAGGAGCAGGCCCUGGCAGCCUCGGAGGAAGAGGAGGAAGAUGAGGAGGAAGAUGAGGAUGAGGACCUGGAGGACUGAAGGGGACCCCCUAGCCCCCUCUCCCAAGCAGGUAGAUAGCAGCUUUUCCCUCAUGCAUAGUGAGGGAUGGGUUGUUUUGUUCACAGUUGGUUUGCCUGGAGGGCAGGGGUAGAAGAAGAAGGUAACUGCUCUAAAUAAAAUUUCCCCACGGCA